Scomber scombrus (Atlantic mackerel) is the source of this 1218-nucleotide messenger RNA. RefSeq names its product glyoxylate reductase/hydroxypyruvate reductase b (gene grhprb). Gene Ontology annotation, molecular function: hydroxypyruvate reductase (NADH) activity; hydroxypyruvate reductase [NAD(P)H] activity; NAD binding. Gene Ontology annotation, cellular component: cytosol. The transcript is spliced from 9 exons. NCBI's taxonomy places the organism in Eukaryota, Metazoa, Chordata, Actinopteri, Scombriformes, Scombridae. The record is from RefSeq and is a predicted model, not a curated record. The coding region runs from base 54 to 1139 and encodes 361 amino acids.
CUCCAAAGUAUCACUUUCAUCUCUCAGACACCUGCCAACAGAUUUACUCUCCCAUGGCAAUGUGGUGCAGUCGUACAGCUCUGCGUCGGCUCCAGCGAGUCGCUGUUAAUUCUUUGAAUAUCACUGGGGGACCAACAAGCUUUGUGCAGAGGGAGAUGUCAACCCUGCAGCGGGUAUAUGUCACCCGACAGAUCCCACCUGAGGGCCUGAAGAUCCUCCAUGAAUCUGGACAGGUGCAGUAUGAGCUGUGGGACUCAGAUGAUGUCCCUGUGCCCAGGAAGGAGCUGCUUCAGAAAGUCAAAGGUGUUGACGCCCUGGUCUGUGUGCUGACAGAGAAGAUUGAUGCUGAGUUGUUGGACGCUGCAGGUCCAAACCUGAAGGUCCUCAGUACCAUGUCUGUGGGUUUUGACCAUCUAAAUCUGGAGGAGCUGAAGAAAAGAGGGAUCCGUGUGGGUUAUACCCCUGAUGUUCUGACAGAUUCUGUGGCUGAGCUGACGGUGGCUCUGCUGCUCACAACCUCCAGGAGGCUCAUAGAGGCCACACAUGAGGCCAAGACUGGUGGCUGGGGCACAUGGAGAACUCUGUGGCUGUGUGGACACGAGUUGGCUAACAGUACAGUCGGUAUCCUGGGCCUGGGCAGGAUUGGUGUGGCUAUCGCUGAGCGUCUGGCACCUUUCAAAGUAAAGAAGUUCAUCUACACAGACAUGGCCCCUAGGCCUGAUCUGGCCAGCAUCAUCAAUGCAGAGUUUGUCUCUAUGGAUGAGCUGGCAAAGCAGUCAGAUUUCCUGGCUGUGUGCUGUGCUUUAACACCAGAGACAAAGGAGAUCUGCAACAAGGACCUCUUCUCCAAGAUGAAAAAUACCUCUAUCUUCAUCAACACAAGCAGAGGUGGUGUGGUGAACCAGGAAGACCUGUAUGAAGCUCUAUCCACAGGACAGAUUGCAGGCGCCGGACUAGAUGUCACUGUCCCCGAGCCCCUGCCCACCAGCCACCCACUGUUUACCCUCAAAAACUGUGUGAUUCUACCCCAUAUUGCUAGUGCCUCCUAUAGUACCCGUAAUGCUAUGUCUGCCCUGGCGGCAAACAACCUUCUGCUUGGCCUGCAGGGUAAACCAAUGAUCAAAGAGCUCAAGCUUUGAGAGGCAACUGGCUGAAUACGGGACCAUCAGUUCAACUCACAAACCAAUUUGAGAUAAAACUUCUUGUUUAAAAAAUGUA